CGCGCUGCGCUGAGGUGGAUUACCGCGGCGGGCAGAGGGAGAGGGAGGAGCGGUAUCUUCUCCGCCGUUGGUCGGCUUCCAGAAGGAGCGGAGCGGCGGCGGCCGUUGCAGUGAUGGCAUCUGUUGCUCCAGACAUGUCAACGGUCACAUCUAGAUCCGCGGACGACGAAACGGGAGAUCCAGUCCGAGUCCUCUGAUUAUUAUGUCCGGAGCUGCUGGCGCUGCUGCCGCGGUGAAAAGUUUAUCAGAAGUGGGGCACACGGUGAAUUCAGCGGCUGGAAAAUGGCAGAGCGCAGCGCCUGCGAUGCCAACAUCCUCAGCAUCCCGGUGCCCAUCCGUCGCGGCGGCUCAGAGUCCAACCUGGACGUGGUGGACAGCGUCGGGGUUCAUGGCAUCGGCGUGGACUUUACAAAGGGAGCGCUCGGCAUCGACAGACUGCAGCAGAAGAUCCUCAAGGUGACGGAGCAGAUUAAGGUGGAGCAGGAAGCGCGGGACCAGAACGUGGCGGAGUACCUGAAGUUGGUGAACAAUGCCGACAAGCAGCAGGUGUCCCGGAUCCGUCAGGUGUUCGAGAAGAAGAACCAGAAGUCUGCGCAGAGCAUCACGCGGCUGCAGAAGAAGCUGGAGCAGUACCACCGACGCAUGAAGGACGGCGAGACCAACGGCAAGCACAGCCACAGAGAUGGCGGCAGCAAGGAGUCCGGGACGCACAGCAAGGAGGGCAGCCUGCGGGACAUCAGCUCCUCCGGCCGACACCCGGCGCUGGACAAAGUUAAGACCAUCGGGCCCGGCGUGUCGCUCUCGCCGCCGUUCUUCUUCAACAAGCCGCGCGACAUCGCCAACCUCAUCAGGAACAAGUUCGGCAGCGCCGACAACAUCGCCCACCUGAAGAGCUCCAUGGAGGCCGGGUCGGGGCUGCAGGCGGAGGGCGCGUCGCGGGGCCUGAGCGGCAGCGCCACCACCGUCGCCAAAGUCACAAAGUACCAGAGCGACGACGAGUGCUCCACCGGCACGUCGGCGUCGGCCGACUCAAACGGGAACCCGGCGGGAGGCUCUAUGACGGAGUCUGGAGGUCCAGGCAGGUCCGAAUCCAACGGACGGCUGGUGGAGGUGCUGGACAUGGUCCGGGAGGUCAGGGAGGCUCAGACUCAGCUGGCUGAGGACAUGGAGACCAUGAACUCACAGUUCAAACGAGACUACACCUACUUCACCCAGGUGAUGCAGGAGGAGAGAUACAGGUAUGAGCGCUUAGAGGACCAGCUGAACGACCUGACGGAGCUCCACCAGCACGAGACCAGCAACCUGAAGCAGGAGCUGGCCAGCAUCGAGGAGAAGGUGGCCUACCAGGCCUACGAGAGGGCCAGGGACAUACAGGAGGUCCUGGAGUCGUGUCAGACCCGCGUCUCCAAGCUGGAGCUGCAGCAGCAGCAGCAGCAGCAGACGGUCCAGCUGGAGAACACCGACGCCAAGGUGCUGCUGGGCCGACUCAUCAACAUCAUGCUGGCCAUCGCCACCGUCCUGCUGGUGUGCGUCUCCACCGCCGCCAAGUUCACCGCGCCGCUGCUGCGGAGCCGCCUCCACAUGGCCUUCACCUGCGUGGGCGUGUCCCUCUUGGUGCUGCUGUGGAAGAACUGGGAGCAGGUGGAGUUCACGCUGGACCGACUGAUCCUCCCGCACUGACCCCCGGGGGGAGUUUACAUGUAGCCUUACGCCGCGAGCCCCUCCCAGGACGCGCAGAAGCCGAGCACAUCAGUCGAAGAGGAAAUCUGGUGUCAGGAAGUGGAGGCGUGUGCAGAAGCAGCUCCAGCUAGCUCCAGCUAGCUGUAACACACGUCCACCUGAAGGACGGCCUCCACUGUGUCACUUUUGGCUGCGUUCUCGUUGGUGUCCGACACGCGCGCCGUUUGAAUGUGUGUUCCUUCGGCUUUCGCCAACGAGCCGCCCGAGUUCACGUCUGCGUGUGAAACAAAGGAACCCGACGUCACGAGACGCCGCAGGGCUGCAGCUUGGAAGGGAGGGGAAACGGCUCGCCUGGCUUCAGAGUCGGCGUUUCUUUCAUAGAUCCACGAGGGAAGAGGGCGUGUUCACCACCGUGACCUCUGAUCACGCUUUCCACCGAAACACUAAAGCAUGGCUGGUCAAAUCUUUUGAUUUCACUGUUUUAUAUGUUUUAGAAAACGAUCAGAAACUGGGCUAAACCUUGUAGUUUUGCACGGUCUCUAAAACAUUACAGCAGGGUUUUAUAUGCACUGUUAUGAGCGCACAGGGUGGUGAUCUGCAGAUUUUUUAUUGAUUUUUUUUUGUUGUUAAUUUUCAGACAGAGCCAGCCUGUUUUCCCCUCCUGAUUCCAGUCUGCAGCUAAACUCACUGGCUGGCUUUUGGUUUCACUUUGAACCGGCCCAGGAAUAAAAAAAAAACCCUGAAAAACAGGCCGAUUAUUCCCAUACAGCUUCAGAACUGCCUCUUGCCUUGUUAACUUAAUGUUUUUUUUUUUAUUUACAUUGUUUAAUGUAUGGAAAUGAGUCGUUCUGAUUUCAAGUGACACCAGCUCCUUAAAGUUGCAGUUCUUGCUCAGAUGUUUACGCUCCUCACAGGUUUAAUUUCCACGAUGCUUUUAAACAGUUCUUUGUAUCAUUGGAUGGGAAUACAACAAACAAAAGCGCUGAAU
Messenger RNA from Fundulus heteroclitus (mummichog), 2668 nucleotides. It is a transcript of the gene tmcc3, whose product is annotated as transmembrane and coiled-coil domain family 3. The transcript is spliced from 5 exons. NCBI's taxonomy places the organism in Eukaryota, Metazoa, Chordata, Actinopteri, Cyprinodontiformes, Fundulidae. The record is from RefSeq and is a predicted model, not a curated record. Bases 283 to 1680 code for a protein of 465 amino acids. Gene Ontology annotation, cellular component: endomembrane system.